Molecule: messenger RNA, 3193 nt
Organism: Equus caballus (horse)
Lineage: Eukaryota; Metazoa; Chordata; Mammalia; Perissodactyla; Equidae
Gene: GPR139
Product: G protein-coupled receptor 139
Biological process (GO): phospholipase C-activating G protein-coupled receptor signaling pathway
Cellular component (GO): plasma membrane
Molecular function (GO): neuropeptide receptor activity
Source: RefSeq, a predicted model, not a curated record
CCCACAGCCAACAUCCUGACGGUGAUCAUCCUCUCCCAGCUGGUGGCUCGGAGGCAGAAGUCGUCCUACAACUAUCUCCUGGCGCUUGCCGCGGCAGACAUCUUGGUCCUUUUUUUCAUCGUGUUCGUGGACUUCCUGCUGGAAGACUUCAUCCUGAACAUGCAGAUGCCUCAGGUGCCCGACAAGAUCGUGGAGGUGCUGGAAUUCUCCUCCAUCCACACCUCCAUCUGGAUCACCGUCCCCUUAACCAUCGAUCGGUACAUCGCCGUCUGCCACCCGCUCAAGUACCACACGGUCUCCUACCCGGCCCGCACCCGGAAAGUCAUCGUCAGUGUCUACAUCACCUGCUUCCUCACCAGCAUCCCCUACUACUGGUGGCCCAACAUCUGGACUGAAGACUACAACAGCACCUCUGUGCACCACGUCCUGAUCUGGAUUCACUGCUUCACGGUAUACUUGGUGCCCUGCUCCAUAUUCUUCAUCUUGAACUCAAUCAUCGUGUACAAGCUCAGGAGGAAGAGCAAUUUUCGCCUCCGUGGCUACUCCACCGGGAAAACCACCGCCAUCUUGUUCACCAUAACCUCUAUCUUUGCCACGCUCUGGGCCCCCCGCGUCAUCAUGAUUCUCUACCACCUCUACGGGGCGCCCGUCCAGAACCGCUGGCUGGUGCACAUCAUGUCCGACGUGGCCAACAUGCUGGCCCUUCUGAACACCGCCAUCAACUUCUUCCUCUACUGUUUCAUCAGCAAGCGAUUCCGAACCAUGGCAGCCGCCACCCUCAAGGCCUUCUUCAAGUGCCAGAAGCAACCCGUCCAGUUCUACACCAACCACAACUUUUCCAUAACAAGUAGCCCCUGGAUCUCGCCGGCCAACUCGCACUGUAUCAAGAUGCUGGUGUACCAGUAUGACAAAAACGGAAAACCUAUAAAAGUAUCCCCAUGACCCCAUAGGUUUGGCACCUAGUGCCUCUGUCUAAUCCAUUUCCAGAUGGGAGGGUGGCCCAUCCUAAGGCUGAACAGCUCUCCUUAAGAGUGCUAAUCUGAUUUCCUGUCUCCACAGACUGAGCAACUCUCAGACUGGUAGAUGAGAGAAGAUGGAAGAGAAGAAAGAAAACCAUGAAUCUUGUUUCCAUUGAUGCAUUUAUUUUCACAAAGUCAUGUUGACAGCAAAAGUUCCUACCAGUUUGAAGAUGCCAUUUGAGCUAGUGUCAUCAUCCUGUGGUCAGUAGGGACACACAGUAGAGAAAUAGCGUGUGGCUUAGCCUCGGCACCAUCUACAGUCACUGGGAACUGCUCAUUUGUGUGACACACCAAGCCACAGUAGCACGUAUCUGAGCCCACACUCUUCUUCCAAGAGCUGAGGUCAUGCAUCACUUCCCUGUGCUGUUCUCAGCAGUUAACUGCUGACCAAUUCUGGAUUUUUCCAAGGUGCCCUUUGUCCUAGAGAGGGCUGUGAUCUUGAAAUAGCCCUGGCACCCCUGGCUACAGAAUGACACUGUGGGGACAGGGGAGUAUUGAAUCCCAUUCAAACUCUGGCCAGGGUUUCUUUGGAAAGGCUUCAAACCAACAUAACUCAGACGUGGGGGUCUACGAUGUGGUCUCUCUAUUCGCCAUCAUGUAUAGAUUUUAUCUAUCUCCUCCAAAACAAAGACCCUGCCUGGUGCAUGGCAGGAAAGGAGGAUUUCUUGAGCCCAGAAAAACAAAAAAAUAAGCCCACUCUUGCCGUUGUUUCGAUCCAUCCCCAUGUCAGCUGCGCACAAUCCUUUUGCUCAAAAUAGCUUCUUCUUGCGGUGCCACUCAAGCUUCCUAGAGAAGCCUUUUACGUGUAAAGUUGCCGACCCUGCCUCCUUGCUUGCUGAAGCCCUCACCAAAUUGUUUUAUUUAAAGUGACUUCCGAACUGGAUCUAAUUUUGGAGGGUCAGGAACUGUAGCUUUCCAGAUGUGAAGGGAGGCAUUCUCAGUUCUGCCCCACAUUCCAGCUGGCGUUGCCAUUCGGCGGCAAAUGCAGACACAACUGACAUGGACAGGUGCCCACGUGGUCUGCUCAUCUGCCCUUUGAUGCCCAUGGCUGAAAGGGUGGAGCCAGUUUUUGGUGAAGGUAUUUAACCCACAUCCUUUGCAAAAUGAUAAAAGAUUAAUUUAUUUAGUUAUGCUCCCCUUGCCUGUCCAAAGCAAGAACAGUUAGUUCUAGGAUAUGAUUAAAAAGGGCUUCCCUGGGAAUUACCACUCACGUGUGCCCAUGCACAUAGACUCUUGAUUAUAUUAGGCUCCUGUGUAUCCAGUGAUGUGUUUUGAAAGGGAAAUCUACAUUGGAGUUCCUCUUACUUAGGCUUUUUUGUUGUUGUUAACUUUCUCUCCCAGGUUCCCAGUGUUUGAAAUCUCCCCUGUUCUGGAAGACAUCUCCCAAAAUGAUUUGGGAAUUGCAUGAUAUUUUUGGUGACCAAACAAAAAGCAGACCAUCCACCUGGAACACUUUGUUCCUCAGGUUGGAUUUUGACUGUAUUUUUGUUCCUAAAUUGGAAAACACGUCUACCCUAUUUAAGGGAAUUUGCAAUAAAUGAGUGUGGUAGAAAAGGCCCCAGUGUAACGCCAGCCCCAAGCUUCAGCCAAUGCCCUCAAUGCUGACUCCAUGUCACUUCAGGUCAUAUCAGUCCUGAUGAUCCUCAUUCCUACUCCUUUUAAAUGAUUGCAGUAGGGUCUCGUUUUACCCAAAGAUUCGAUUCUAAAGUCGGUGCAAAAUAAAGUCCAGCAGGAAGUCCUCGGGAAGGAGCCAUAUUGGAGACCAUAUUCUAUCUCUUUAAAAACCUAACUCAGCUAAGUUUUUCUCCAGCAAUGGAAUAGGUUGCUGUUUCUUUGGCUGAGGACAAGACAGAGCUGGCUUGUGCUUAGGGACCAUGUUGCAUGACUCUACUGUAUCUGAGAACGGGACGACCACACUGGGGCAGCCAGGUGCCCCCGCUAGCGGAGGUUCGUGGACGUUGUUUCAGGGACAAGCAGAUUUGUCACACUCCCUGCAGGGCAUAUGCACAUCGAGCGGAGCGGUGGGCAGACUCCCCCACACCCCUUAAAUGGCAUCUCUCUCUCAUUGUUUCUUUUUUGCCCAGCACGUGCAGUCAAAUACGUGUUCAUUAAAUGUGUGUAUGAUGCAAUUCCACCACACCCCCUGAUGAAAGAACAUUGACCAAAGGCUACCU